Alternaria rosae is the source of this 2214-nucleotide messenger RNA. RefSeq names its product kinase-like domain-containing protein. The coding region runs from base 114 to 2027 and encodes 637 amino acids. The record is from RefSeq and is a predicted model, not a curated record. Gene Ontology annotation, cellular component: cytoplasm. NCBI's taxonomy places the organism in Eukaryota, Fungi, Ascomycota, Dothideomycetes, Pleosporales, Pleosporaceae. The transcript has 4 exons. Gene Ontology annotation, molecular function: ATP binding; protein serine/threonine kinase activity. Gene Ontology annotation, biological process: protein phosphorylation.
UGCAGCUGUCUUGGCCUUGUUACACAGCUUCAGCCUCGUAACCAUGUCAGCUUUCAGGAAUGAAAUUCUGGCCUUGGUGCCUUGGACCUGCGUGACAACGCACACUAAACACCAUGGAGACUUCCAAGCAAAGACUCAGACGUGCUAUGCGACUUCCUGGCCCAUCCAUUGGCUUGAAACGAUCCCAGACAGAUACUACUAAUGGCCAAACGCAGCUGCGCCCUGCCUCUCAGGCUGAAGGUGGGGUAGAGACGGCAGCAGCAGAUCUGCUUCAUCGCCGGCCCAUGCCUCCUUCGCUACAAUCCAGAGGUGGACAACAACCUACCAUGCCGUCAGACAUUAGCAGCUUCCCCGAUAGAUGGGCCGAGAUAAGGCGAAAGGCCGAGUUGAGGCAAACGGGUCAAGGAGCCGAGCAAAGUGACGAAGAAACCCAAGAUAAGGCGGCCAUCGAAAGUCGCGUGGCACGCAUAAAGGCUCGAGUAGCAGAGUUGACGGGCAAGGAUGAGAGCGGCUUCCCUGUUUCUACCGAGCAAAACCAAGAGAGACCAUUAACACUGCACACCCGUCGACAUACGGCCGGGAACAUCACCAGCUCCCCUAAUGUACAGCCUUCGCCACAUCGCAAUGAUAAUUACAUGGAACCUGUGGAUAUUGAUGAUGCCUCAUCUGGGUCACACCUCACCAAAACAAUUGAAGCUUCAGCAAGAACUUUGUCAACAAACGGAAGCGACUUGACUCGCAUUGAACAAGAUCCAUUUUGCAGACCAUGGUACUCUGGGUCGAUAAUAAAUCGUAUACUAUUGGAGAUGGGUGUUGAAAGCGCCCCGGCUGCCCUCAAAAGCCUUGGGGUUACCGAUCUGUGGCUACCACUAUCGAAACAACUGCUUCGGCGAUCCCUGACAGACCCUCACCAUAUUUCGGAGUUCCUGCGGUUACAAGAUGAACAUCUCAGAGUGUUCUUUAAGCGUUGGACGCAGGGAGCUACGGGAGAUCACAUAACCGAUAUGAUGUUCAACCAUUGCGAGUUCGAAGACGACGAAGAGAUCUUUGAGGAAAACCGGCUACUCGGUGAAGGGAUGGUUGGUCUUGUUGAAGAGGUAACCGUACGACUCCGAGAACCACCCAUUAUAUGCGUACGAAAGAAGAUCGCGAGACCUAAACAGCUCAAAGCGCAUCAACAAAUCAUGGCUGCCUUCAUCCGGGAGAUCAAAGUUAUGCGCCAAGUCAACCAUCGCCACUGCGUUCGUUUCCUUGGGAGUUAUACGGACACCGAAUCAGUCAACAUUCUAUCAACACCUGUGGCUGAUAUGGAUCUUGCUGCCUUCCUUGAUAAGCCUAUCGGGGACCGGGAGUGGGCCAUACUCUACAAAGGCAUUGACUGUCUCUGCAACGGGCUAUUAUAUCUUCACGAGAAUAAGAUUCGACAUGAGGAUUUGAAGCCCCAGAACGUUCUCGUUCAUGGCACCAACAUAUUGCUUACUGAUUUCGGUUUCAGUCUGGACUUCUCUGACGACUCUGUUUCGACGACUACUGGACGCCCAUCAGCGUGGACGAUUCGCUAUUCCGCGCCAGAAGUCUUGGACUCCGAACCACGCAACCGAGCUAGUGAUAUAUUCUCCCUGGGAUGUGUUCUGGUCGAGAUGAUAUCGGGACUCUACGGACGCAGUCUCUCUGAAGUCAAAGAUCAUUGGAAGAGAACCGGUAAUGGACAGUCUAGUUUUGCGCGCAACUCUGAGGCGACAUCUUCUUGGUUUGCUUUGCUGUCAGACAACCCUGACAGCGGCAGACUCAAACCUAUCGUCGAAUUCCUGCCAGACCUGCUGGUCACAAAGGGGCUUGAUCGACCGUCGGCUCGAACAGUUCUUGGUAGAUUGCACAAUCUGAGCCUAGUCCUACCCGACGCACCUCAUCUUGGCAACCCUUGUUGCGGACCGCCCCCAGCAUUGCUGGGAAACGAUCAAAAUAACUUGCAUAGACAAGAUAACCUACGACUCUUGCCCGACAAUCGGGACUCUUGCAUGCCGUAGGAGGCGAUGACAUACGCAAUGCUAUACUUCGACAACGCUAUAAUCAAGUCGCUGCCAGAUACGAUUGUUCUUACCUCCUCGCAUACAGACUUGCGCACCGACAGCGAGUAGGGCUGAACAUACCUUGCAUAGGACUCCAUCGAGAAAAUAUCGGGCGUUCAGCUAUUGCAGUGAUGAGCUGGCCAUA